Messenger RNA from Budorcas taxicolor (takin), 1078 nucleotides. RefSeq names its product hydroxysteroid 17-beta dehydrogenase 1 (gene HSD17B1). Lineage: Eukaryota; Metazoa; Chordata; Mammalia; Artiodactyla; Bovidae. Gene Ontology annotation, molecular function: estradiol 17-beta-dehydrogenase [NAD(P)+] activity. The record is from RefSeq and is a predicted model, not a curated record. Gene Ontology annotation, cellular component: cytoplasm. The transcript is spliced from 7 exons. The coding region runs from base 125 to 1078 and encodes 317 amino acids. Gene Ontology annotation, biological process: estrogen biosynthetic process.
ACCAAAUUAUAAUCAGCUGCUGCUGCUUUGUCUAGUCUUUCCUGAUCUGAAAGAAUUUAUGUAUUCAGGCUAGAAGAGAGACCAGAGCCCAGCAUUUCCGGGGUCUCUCCUUGCGCACAUCCCCAUGGACCGCACCGUGGUACUCAUCACCGGCUGUUCCUCCGGCAUUGGCCUACACCUGGCCCUGCGACUGGCCUCCGACCCGUCCCAGAGCUUCAAAGUGUAUGCCACGCUGAGGGACCUGGCCUCACAGGGCCCACUGCUAGAGGCCGCCCAGUCCCGAGGGUGCCCUCCCGGCUCCCUGGAGACGCUGCAGCUGGAUGUGAGGGAUGCAGAUUCCAUAGCCGCUGCCCAGGCACGCGUGACCGAGGGCCGCGUGGACGUGCUGGUGUGUAACGCAGGCCGGGGCCUGGUGGGGCCGCUGGAGGCACACAAGGAGGGCACCGUGGACGCCGUGCUGGACGUGAACCUAACGGGGACCGUGCGGAUGCUGCAGGCCUUUCUGCCGGACAUGAAGCGCCGCCGCUCGGGACGCAUAUUGGUGACCGGGAGCAUAGGCGGCUUGAUGGCGCUUCCCUUCAACGCCGUUUACUGCGCCAGCAAGUUCGCGCUCGAGGGUUUGUGCGAGAGUCUGGCGAUUCUGCUGCAGCCCUUCGGGGUCCACGUGAGCCUCAUCGAGUGCGGCCCGGUGCACACCCCCUUCCCCGAGAAGGUGGAGGGCGGCCUGGGCGGGAUGCUGGACCGCGCGGACGCCGAGACCCGCGACCUCUUCUACCGCUACUGUCGCCACUGCGAGCGGGUCAUACGUGAGGCGGGUCAGGACCCGGAGGAGGUGGUCGAGGUCUUCCUCCAGGCGCUACGCGCCCCGCGCCCGGCCCUGCGCUACUUCACCACCGAGCGAUUCCUGCCACUGGUGCAGCUGCGCUUCUCCGACCCCAGCGGCUCCAGCUACCUCGCCGCUGCGCACAAGUCAGCGUUCCACGACAAGGCCGCCGAGGGCUCCGACGGCAACGGGGCUGAGGCCGAAGCCCGUAAACUGGGAGCAUCUGAGCUCCGCGCUCCUCUCGCCCCGCAAUAA